Molecule: messenger RNA, 3236 nt
Organism: Astyanax mexicanus (Mexican tetra)
Lineage: Eukaryota; Metazoa; Chordata; Actinopteri; Characiformes; Acestrorhamphidae
Gene: wnt6a
Product: wingless-type MMTV integration site family, member 6a
Exons: 4
Coding region: 329-1429 (366 amino acids)
Biological process (GO): multicellular organism development; neuron differentiation; canonical Wnt signaling pathway
Cellular component (GO): extracellular region
Molecular function (GO): frizzled binding; cytokine activity
Source: RefSeq, a predicted model, not a curated record
CUCUCCAGCUCGUGCGCUCUGUCUGCGCGCGGACAUCUCCAGGUUCCGGGUGACCGCGCUGUGGACACGGUGGAAAACACGUCAGCCAGGGAGGAGCGCGCGCACGUGCCGCCGCAGUCCGGGGCGUUCCACGCGCUGGAGUUUGUGGGCAGUUAUAGUGAGGUAAGAGCCCUCCGCGCGCUCUGGCCGCCGCUGAUCCGCGCGCAGGUGUGUCCGGCGGCCACUUGCGGGUCAGGGCUGGACACCAUGCGCGGAGUAAGGGCUGCAGGUGCGCUCGAGCCGUCGCGCGCUUCUCCAGCCGUCCCGCGCUGCUAAGGCUCCCUCCAGCAUGAUGACCCUCCCCAGGCGCGCGCUGCUCCUCCAGCUCCUCAUCCUCACCGGUCCGUUCAGCACUUUACACCUGAACAGCUGCAGUGUGAUGGGCAGCCCUCUGAUGAUGGAUGCCAACAGCAUCUGCAGGAGGAGCAAGCCUCCAGGUGGUGCUCACGCCGAGCUGUGCCAAACGAAGCCAGAGAUCAUUCAAGAAGUGGCUAAAGGUGCGCGACUGGGCAUGCGCGAGUGCCAGCACCAGUUCCGUCAGCACCGCUGGAACUGCAGCAGCCACAGCAAGAGCCUGGGCAAAAUCUUACAGCAAGAUAUUCGGGAGACUGCGUUUGUGAACGGGAUCAUGGCUGCGGGAGUGCUACAUGCAGUGACGCAGGCCUGCAGUCAGGGGGAGCUGUUAGAGUGUGGCUGUGUGACCCUUAAGAAUUCUCCUGGAAGCCCCAAAGAACGGGCCUCCGAACACAUGCCCAGCCCAAUGUCUGCACUCCAGGACCUACGCUGGGAGUGGGGCGGCUGCGGGGACGACGUGGACUUCGGGUAUGAGAUAUCUCGGCAGUUCAUGGACACCCGGAGGCGAAAAGGAAAGAGCGACAUCAGGACUCUGGUUGACCUGCACAACAACGAGGCAGGGAGGCUGGCAGUAAAGACCCACAUGCGGGCUGAAUGUAAAUGCCACGGGCUGUCGGGCUCCUGUACCCUCCGCAGCUGCUGGAGGAAGCUGCCUCUGUUCCGGCAGGUGGGCAAUCACCUCAUGGAGAGCUUCCGCACGGCCGUCCGAGUGAUGGGCGGCAACGACGGCAAAUCCCUGAUUCCUGUGGAGCAGGACGUCACGCUGCCGGGCACAGACAGCCUCAUCUACUCAGACGAGUCGCCGGAUUUCUGCCAGGCGAGUCGCAGGACGGGGUCAGAGGGCACACAGUACAGAGCGUGUAACAGCAACAGCACAGAGACAGGACCCGGUGCCUGCGACUGGCUGUGCUGCAGUAAGGGCCACACGGUGCUGGCCCUGGAAUACCAGGAAAACUGCAUGUGCCAGUUCCAGUGGUGCUGCGAGGUGCAGUGUCAGACGUGCUCUGUAAAGAAGGAGGUCACCGUCUGCCUUUAAACUCUGCUGAAUGGAUUAAAACCAGAUGUCAAACUGUUUUUUAAGAUGUUAUUCCCAGAGGUACACAUGCUUUUAUGGGGACUGUUCUCUAAUGUGUGGAUGAUUUGAUUUGAUAUCCACACAGGUAAUGAAAUUGUGAGAGGUUUUUAAUAACAUUGUCAUUCAAAGUAGUCCUGGCAAACAAAACAUUUUGAACCAUUUUAAAUUAAGAUUUAAGAUUUAGAGAAAAAGCACUCCAGAAGUUGAGCUCAGCUCUCUCUCUAAAACAGCUUUUACACAUAAUGUCAACAGAAUCAUACAAUGUAAUAAAUAAAGUAUAUGUUUAAUAUUUAUGAUUCAGAAUCAUUAAUGGCCACAACUGAAAAAAAUUGAAGAUUGGAUCAUUCAACAAAAACGAGAAAUGUUCAUCUAUCUAGGGAGCAUAAAGCAUGCUAAAGGUUAGUUACUGAUGCCGACCUAGAAACUACAUCAAUCCACGCAGAUACUGUAUAUUUUUGGUGUCCAGACAAAAAAACUGUAUUGACCUUGGAAAUAAAAGUAUGGACAGUCAUCUCAAAAGAUCUGAAUUAAGAAAGAUGUAAAAUUGAGAAGAGAUGUGAAAAAAAAAAUCAGAUUUUAUGUGUCCACACAGCCCUUAAAAAAUAGACCUGUUUUACAUCAAGGCAAAAAACCUGAUUAGAGUUACUUUAACCUUGAAAGGUGAACCAACUGUGAGAUACAAAUAAUAAACAAUUCAUAAAUUUAAAUACACUAAAAGUAAGUACACCCCUCUCAUUUUUGUAAAUAUGUGUUAUAUCUUUUCAUACACAACACUUUGGCACUUUAAUAUAAUGUACAGUAGUCAGGGUACAUCUAGUAUAUGCAGGGCUGUUCAUUUUGGUGUUUUGGAUACAAUUCUCUCAUCCUGGCCACUGGAUAUUUAACAUUGCACUUUUUGGUAAGAAAACUCUCUGAGGAUGUGCGAAACAGAAUUGUUGCUGUCCACAAAGAUGGCAUACGUUAUAAGAAGUUGCUAACAACCUAAAACUGACUGGUCAAGGUCAUACCUGAAAACAUAGUUUUCCAGGACAGGUUCCACUCAGAACAGGCCUCUCAAGGGCUGACCAAUAAUGUUGGGUCCACGUGUUCAUAAUAUCCAAAAGUUGGCUUUAAGAAAUAGACAUAUGAGUGCUGCCAGCAUUGCAGCAGAACUUAAGGAAGUGGGAAGUGGGACAAUACGCCACACACUGCAUCAACUAUGUCUGCAUGGUACUGUCCUAGGUAAAGCCUCUUCUGAAGCUGAUGCACAAGAAAGCCUGCAAAUAGUUUGCUAAAAGCGUACAAUCCAGUAGAAUGGAUUACUGGAACCAUGUCUUGUGGUCUGAUAAGACCAAGAUAAACUUGUUUGACUCACGACUGCAGCAUCCUUGAAUUAUUUCGAGGGCACAGCAAAUGUACACUGUUAUACAAACUGUAUACUCACUACUUUAUAUUGUAUUAAAAUGUCAUCUAUUCAGUGUUGUCCCAUGAAAAUAUAUGUUGUCCCAUAAAAUAUUUACAUAAAUUGAGGGGUGUUCCCACUUUUGUCACAUACUGUACCUGAUUCCCACAUACAUGUUUGAAUAUGUAUUUAAAGUUGUACAUACAAACUGCUGCACCCCUAAAUAUGUUAUCACUGUUUUCUGUUAUGUUGUAGAUAGAAUAUUGUUUAUACGUUUGUAUAUAAAGUGUUGUAUAUGAAGUAUGAAUGCAUGUGGUUUAGGGUUUAGCCAUAGAAUGUGUGUGCUUAGCUUUGUUAAAGUAAAAUAAAAUAUAUUUUAUUUGUUUA